This is a messenger RNA of Uloborus diversus, 2124 nucleotides long. RefSeq names its product transmembrane protein 18-like (gene Tmem18). The record is from RefSeq and is a predicted model, not a curated record. Gene Ontology annotation, cellular component: nuclear membrane. NCBI's taxonomy places the organism in Eukaryota, Metazoa, Arthropoda, Arachnida, Araneae, Uloboridae. The coding region runs from base 111 to 614 and encodes 167 amino acids. The transcript is spliced from 5 exons.
UCAUGCAAAAUAAAUUCGCCUUGGGUUUUUUUUUUUGAAUUUAAUUGUUUUGAUAAUAAUGACAUGAAAUUACGUACCUUGGACGUUUGAUACCUCUUCAAAAAUUCAGAAUGGAGGCCGAAUUUUCUGCUAUUUUGACUGAAGGCAAUAAAUUGGUGCCUCAUAUGAGAAAUGAAGUUCUUAAUCUGAUCUCCUUUUUGAAAGAGAUUGAUUGGACAGAACCGUGGCUCAUUGGCCUUCUAGUCUUUCACACUUUAGUCACUGUGGUAACUGUUGCAACUCGUCAUCAUGGAAAUUUUCAAGGAGCAUUUUUCUUCACAUUGUUGAUGCUUGUGUUUUGCUCCUCCACCAUCAAUGAACUAGCUGCUAGCAAUUGGAAGUACUUCUCUCGUCAGCAGUAUUUUGACAGUGGAGGAAUGUUUAUAUCUAUUGUGUUUUCGUCCCCUAUUCUUUUGAAUUGCCUUGUUAUGGUGGGUCACUGGCUAUGGAUGUCAGGCAGCCUGAUGGUUAAAGUGAAGCAGGCACAGUUCAAAGAGAGAAUGCGCGCAGAGAGUCGCCUGAAGAAACAAAGAAAAGAAUCAUCCUCUUCCCAAAGUCACAAAAAAGACGAUUAGCACUUUCCUAAGAUGGACGGCAAAAAGUUUUGUUGUGUACAAAUAUUAUAUGUCUUGUCAUUAUAAAGAGCUGUGAUUGUAGCAAUUGUUUUGUGUGUUUGUCCCUACUUGUGCAUAUACCCAUGCCAUUUUUGUGUAAAUCUGGAAUGAGUCGAUUUUAAUGAAGUGCAUAUAUUUUUAUAAGAAUGAUGUUUUGUAUGAGUAUUGCUGGCAAGAAAGGAACUUCUUAUAUCAAUACUAUGAAUAAGUGUUCAACUGAGUUACUCAAAAUUAUCAAUAGACUGAUGUCCUUCAUAAAUCAUCGCCUCAAAGCAACAGUAAGAUAUCUAAUCCCAGAAAUAACACUAAGAUAUCUUACUGUUGCUCUGAGGCGACGAAAUUUUUAAAAUAGUGGUAAAAAUUUGACUAUGGAUCAUUUCAUGUAUCUAUUUAAAUUAUCUUUUUGUGAUAUACAGUAGAUUCUUAAUAUCUUCAUGUUGCUUUUCUCUACUUUCCAGUUAUCUUAAAGUUCUACACCGACUUAAAUGCAACUUACUGAGAACUCAAGACCAAGGAGAAACGUUAGAAAUAAGAAUUUAAAUUUAGACAACAUAGUGAUGCCUGGUAUAAAUUUCUAGGGUUGGUUCUAAAUAUAUAUGUAUCUGAAUAUUUUUUAAAAAGUUAAAUAGAAUUAGCAUAUUAAAAAAUAUGUUUAAGUAUUUUUUAAAGACAAACUUGAUUACAUUAUAAAAUACUUUUAGAAAUUCAUCUUUUGGAUGAACAUAGGGACUGAAGCAGAAUGAGUCUUGAAAGAAAAGCUUUGAUGUGAUCCAAAACUUUAGUUUGUCAACACCUAGUUUACAAAUCUAGGCAUCCAAUCAAAACUUCUGGUUGUAUAAUGUGGCUUACGACCACCUAUUUCGAACACUGCUGAGGAGAUAGUCCUAUGUUUGGACCCUCUCUUGAAACUCAAAUUAAGUUAUCAUGUUCAAAAAAUGCUUUUUCUCAUCUGAGCAGUUGUAUUUAUGUACUAUAUAAAUUAAAAUCAAAUUUUAAUUGCUUCUGUUUUUGCAUCCCAAAGCAUCAGAGUUUGACAUUUUUAACCGGGACAGUUCCCUGAGAAAUUUCUUGCUUUCUAAAAAUCCUGGCCAAUAAGGACAUUCUGUAUUUCUGUUAAGUCUUGUAAAUGUAAUGUACUGAGAAUCAUGUGUAAUCAAGAACAUGUCUAAGCUAUUUUUAGUUCAUGAUUUCGAUGAAUUAGAUUACUAUAUUUACUAAUGUUCAAAAUAAAGUCAUUCAUUUCUCAAGACAUGGCCAAAUGCAACAGAAUUUAAAAUUAUUUGCAUUUGUAACAAAGAAAUAUGAAACAACUAAUAUGAUCUAUUUCAGAUAUGUUUAAACUUCUUAUUUUAAUUUUCUUAAACCGUACCUUAUUUUACUUAUUAUUUUUUGUAGUUUUAAUCAUAUAUGUGUUUUAUGUUAAACAACCAAUGUUUAAAAGUCAAUUUUUGUUAUUAAGUAUAUUGUUUGA